AUGAAACAUACCUGUGCUAUUCUGUCCGUCUCAGCAUCCCUCUUCGGUGCGUUACUCUUCGGUCUGUCUCUGGGGUUUUCUGGACCGGCCAUUGACACUAUGAGAGACAACGUCACAACCACCGAUGGGAGGCAUAUCCCGAUCGGUGAAGGGUCAUCCUUCUUCGUCCUCAAAACUAGUAACGAUGCUUCCUUAUUCGGUUCUAUGGUCAAUAUUGGUGCUAUCAUCGGGGCGCUUGGCGGUGGCCCCGUCAACGAGAAGAUUGGCCGUAAAUGGAGCAUCAUUGGUGCAUCCCCUUUAUUUUUAUUGGCCUUUCUAUGGAUCGGUCUAGCGCGCACCGCGUGGCAGCUCAUCGUGGCUCGUGUCAUUGUCGGCAUUGCCCUUGGCAUGAGCUCCUUCAGCGUGCCCACUUACAUCGGCGAAGUUGCUCCCACCAAAUACCGCGGUCUUUUCGGUGCUUGCAAUCAGCUUGGGAUUACUAUCGGCAUCCUCUUGGCUUAUCUCUUUGGGUUGGCUUUCCGCACCCAAGCCGGGUCGAUCGAUCCAGAAGCCACAUCAAGAACAUUCUGUAACUGGCGAACACUCAGCUUCGUAUACAUCAUCCCGGCGGCUCUGCUGGGAAUAUGCAUGUUCUUCGCACCCGAAUCUCCCCGUUGGUUAGCUGAAAAGUCACGUAUCGAGGAAGCCAAGGGGAUCGUUAUCAAACUGCGCGGAGGUGAUGCGGAAGAUCCUGUGGUCAAAGCUGAGCUCGUGGCCUUGGAGGCUAUCAAGUCUAAAAGAGACAGCGAAGAGAAGGGAUCCGUCAUGACAUCUCUGAAAGCAUUGAAUAGAUGCCGGAUGCAAGUUUUCAUUGGUAUCAUGUUGCAAGUACUGCAGCAGUUCUCUGGCAUCAACGCUAUCAUUUUUUACCAGACUUCUAUCUUUCAAGCCGCGGGCAUCGACAAUAAGGAUGAGGUAGCAUUGACNNNNAUAUGUCUCAUCAUGGUUGUAUUCGUAUUAUUUAUAGUUCCCGAAACGAAAGGUAAAACAUUUGAGGAAAUCCAGACUUACUUUCAUCACAAGUAUAGUGUCAGAAAUAGUGAUAAUAGACGGACUCCCACCGUUGUGGUUCUCUCCUGUGAGUGA
Messenger RNA from Perkinsus marinus ATCC 50983, 1125 nucleotides. RefSeq names its product hexose transporter, putative. Gene Ontology annotation, molecular function: myo-inositol:proton symporter activity. The record is from RefSeq and is a predicted model, not a curated record. Gene Ontology annotation, biological process: transmembrane transport. Bases 1 to 1125 code for a protein of 374 amino acids. NCBI's taxonomy places the organism in Eukaryota, Perkinsozoa, Perkinsida, Perkinsidae. The transcript is spliced from 2 exons. Gene Ontology annotation, cellular component: membrane.